Messenger RNA from Caenorhabditis bovis, 1761 nucleotides. The record is from the annotation of a GenBank genome assembly. Lineage: Eukaryota; Metazoa; Nematoda; Chromadorea; Rhabditida; Rhabditidae.
AUGAAGGAGAACAUAAAUGAGCGACGUAAACCCGGUGUCGUGCUUUCACUAUGGUCCGGAGCCUGUGCUGGAGCAGUUGCCAAGACCAUAAUUGCCCCAUUGGACCGUACAAAAAUCUAUUUUCAAGUUUCUAGCACACGAGGCUAUUCGUUCAAAUCAGCCAUCAAAUUCAUUAAGCUGACAUUCAAAGAAAAUGGAUUUUUCGCAUUAUUCCGCGGAAAUUCGGCGACAAUGGCUCGUGUCGUCCCCUAUGCGUCCAUACAAUUCACAGCAUUCGAGCAAUUCAAAACUCUGCUCAGUGUCGAUGAGAAUGGAACCAGAACGCCGUUGAGAAGGUAUUUGGUGGGCUCACUAGCCGCCACCACAGCAACCCUUAUCACAUAUCCGCUGGAUACGGCAAAAGCUCGACUAUCAGUAUCAACGAAAUCGCAAUAUCACUCGUUGCGUGCCGUUUUCGUCAAAAUGUACAAAGAAGGCGGAAUUCGAUUAUUAUAUCGCGGGAUAAACCCAACAAUUCUUGGUGUAAUUCCCUAUGCGGGAACGUCAUUCUUCACCUACGAGACCCUAAAAAUACUGUAUCGCGAGAGGACCCAUGAACGGGAAACGUCGAUGUGGCGAAUGCUUUUUGGAAUGAUUGCCGGCCUCAUCGGACAGUCGUCGUCGUACCCGUUGGAUAUUGUGAGACGGCGAAUGCAGACGGGACGGAUACCGCAUGGAUGGGGACCAUUGAGGGCGCUGGUUCAUAUUUAUCAGACAGAAGGCCUCAAACGCGGUCUUUAUAAAGGCCUGAGUAUGAAUUGGGUGAAGGGUCCGAUCGCCGUCGGUGUCUCGUUUACAACAUAUGAGCGGGUAAAUCUCAUCAAAAAAGGCGAUGUCAUAUGGGUCCCGUAUCGAAAAUGUCCAAUGUGGCCCGCAUUGGUACAAAAUGUAUAUCCGAAAAAAGCGGCCUAUGCAUUGUGCACAACAGAUGUUCCGGCGCCGGAUUCGGAUUCCGAACUGAAGGAAGCUUUUGCUGCUGCGUGCCAGUUUUUGAGGCAGCGAGGCGCUACUAGAGGAUCCGUUAUUCGAGGGAAAUAUGAAGGCGGCAGCGGAUCGCCGACGGCGACGAAUGAGAAUCAGAACCAAUUAAUAACGAAAAAACGGAAAAGCUCGCGAGAUGAGUUUGUUGGGCUCAAACGCGACGGCGGAGAAUGCUCGUCGAGCUCAGCAGAUCAUAAUCGACGAAUGUCGAGCUCAUCGAAAGAAUCGUGGGUGUCGCCGGUAAAAAUGGCGGGCGUCAGCCCUUCAACUUCUAGUCAAUCAUCGGUUUAUCGCGCGAAAUCGAUUCCAGUUCGAAAUGAGAAAAUUUCGAAAGAUCUCACUAAAAUUAUCAAAGAAUGUGUGGAAUCCGAAUUUGAAAUAUUAUGGAAUGGGCAGCAAGUGAAAGCGUACAAAAAACCGAGAUAUGAUCACAUCAAUAUUAAUUUCCGGAAUAAUGUUUUAUUAGUUGACGAAGACCUCGAUUAUGUGAUCAACAAACUUGUUGAGAUGGUCCAAAAACGCGAUGCGAGCUUCUCAUUCAUUCACUCACUUCAUAUUACUUGUACAGUAUUGCUUCCUCAAAUAAUUGUCAUAUCAUAUUCGAAGUAUAAAUCCAUUCCGUAUGAGCAGGCGCUUCGAGUUUGUAUACGACCCAAAAUAAAGCCGAAUAGCACGAAUUCGCAACAAAAUGGUGGACUUGAGGAAUUGUGCCGUAUCGCGUGCGAACUCGCUCCCCAAUGA